AAUACAAAUACAACAAAUGGAAGGCUCAUAUUUUGCUUCAUCAUCUAAUGUUGAAAAUCAAAUUGAACCAUAUGAUUUCUUUGCAGAUAAAACCCAAAAUGCAUUUGAAUUUCUUAGUUUGUCUCAACCAUGUGAUAAUAUAGACAAAAUAUCCAAUGAUCAAGAAAACCCUAAUUGGGACAAUAACAAAGAGGAUGAUGUGACUGUCGCCUUACACAUUGGUCUUCCAAAUUCCAGCAAUAAUAUUAUUCCAACUGAUCAUCAUAACCAAGGCGAUGGAAAUAUUAUUGGAGCAGCCACCCAAUAUUGGAUACCAACUCCAUCACAAAUUCUUGUUGGCUUCACACAUUUUUCAUGUCACAUUUGUCACAAAACUUUCAACCGUUACAACAAUCUUCAGAUGCACAUGUGGGGUCACGGUUCACAAUAUAGAAAAGGACCAGAAUCACUCAAAGGAACACAACCAAGAGCCAUGUUAGGGAUUCCAUGCUACUGUUGUGAAGAAGGUUGCAAGAACAACAUAAAUCACCCAAGGGCUAAGCCAUUGAAGGAUUUUCGAACCCUACAAACACAUUACAAGAGGAAGCAUGGGACAAAGCGUUUCGCGUGCCGGAAAUGUGGUAAGUGCCUGGCUGUGAAAGGGGACUGGAGAACUCAUGAGAAAAAUUGUGGGAAACGUUGGCUUUGUAGUUGUGGUUCGGAUUUUAAACACAAGAGAUCUUUGAAGGACCAUAUCGCGUCAUUUGGUGAAGGUCACGGGCCCUGUCCUCCUACUAAUAAUUCAUUUGAAGGUAUUGAAGUUCAGAGAGCUGGAAAUUUUUUCGUUUAAUACGAAUUGGUGUUUCUUUAGGAGUUGAAUUAAGAAGAAUUAUCAAUAGGAAGUUUAAUUUCUUGUUAUCUUUGUGCCUAAUGACUAGCAGUUUAUUACCAGCACAAAUUAGUAAACGUAUCGAAAUA
This is a messenger RNA of Capsicum annuum, 957 nucleotides long. RefSeq names its product protein TRANSPARENT TESTA 1-like. Bases 17 to 829 code for a protein of 270 amino acids. The transcript is spliced from 2 exons. The record is from RefSeq and is a predicted model, not a curated record. Gene Ontology annotation, cellular component: nucleus. Gene Ontology annotation, molecular function: DNA-binding transcription factor activity. Gene Ontology annotation, biological process: anatomical structure development; regulation of gene expression. NCBI's taxonomy places the organism in Eukaryota, Viridiplantae, Streptophyta, Magnoliopsida, Solanales, Solanaceae.